Oncorhynchus masou masou (cherry salmon) is the source of this 7894-nucleotide messenger RNA. RefSeq names its product phospholipid-transporting ATPase IG-like. NCBI's taxonomy places the organism in Eukaryota, Metazoa, Chordata, Actinopteri, Salmoniformes, Salmonidae. Gene Ontology annotation, biological process: phospholipid translocation. The record is from RefSeq and is a predicted model, not a curated record. Gene Ontology annotation, cellular component: plasma membrane; endoplasmic reticulum; recycling endosome. Gene Ontology annotation, molecular function: magnesium ion binding; ATP hydrolysis activity; ATP binding.
AUGACUCGUGACCGCCGGUGUGGCGGUGAUACGGUCCCCGCAACAGCCCUAGAUGCGGAGGGCCGCCAUUUGGCGGAUGAGUUUGGCUCGAAGAGGGCUUGCCUGCCCCUUCACCUGGACACCCAGGUUGCUGUUGGCUUUGUGGAUUGCAGUAUGGCUGUGAUAUGCACCAUGCCACUGUUGUCUGCUGGUUCUCCAGGAGUCUUGGAAAAGAGACGGGACACGGUGUCGUCAGACUGUGAUGUCUUCAUCCGGGGUUUGUUUGGUAGGGACGAGAGGAAGGUAGACAGCAGGACCAUCUACGUAGGCCACCGGCCCUGUCCCGCCACCGAAGCUUUAAUCCCCAAGUUCUGUGACAACAGGAUUGUCUCUUCCAAGUACACGGUGUGGAACUUUCUGCCAAAGAAUCUGUUUGAGCAGUUCAGAAGAAUCGCCAAUUUCUACUUCCUCAUCAUCUUUUUGGUGCAGGUGAUCGUAGACACCCCCACCAGCCCAGUCACUAGUGGCCUACCCCUGUUCUUUGUCAUCACUGUCACAGCCAUCAAACAGGGCUAUGAGGACUGGCUGCGGCACAAGGCAGAUAAUGAGGUGAAUAAGUACCUGGUGACAGUGCUGGAGGACGGCCGGAGAGCAUGCAAGGAGAGCGAGAAGAUCAAGGUUGGGGAUGUGGUGGAGGUGGUUGAGGAUGAGACCUUUCCCUGUGACCUCAUCCUGCUGCAGUCCAGCCGGGAGGACGAGACCUGCUUUGUCACCACGGCCAGUCUGGACGGGGAGUCCAACCAUAAGACACACUACACAGUGCCAGACACGGAGAGGAUCCUGGAGUCUCUCAGCGCCACCAUCGAGUGCGAGCAGCCGCAGCCUGACCUCUACAAAUUUGUGGGGCGUAUGCACAUCUACAGGAACAACCAGGAACCCGCUGUGAGGUCUUUGGGUCCAGAGAAUCUCCUCCUGAAAGGUGCUACCUUGAAGAACACCCAGAAGAUAUAUGGUGUGGCAGUUUACUCAGGCAUGGAGACCAAGAUGGCCCUGAACUACCAGGGGAAGUCCCAGAAGCGCUCUGCGGUGGAGAAGUCUAUCAAUGCCUUCCUGCUGGUGUACCUGUGCAUCCUGGUGAGCAAGGCCCUGGUGUGCACCACGCUCAAGUAUGUGUGGCAGAACCGACCAGGCCAGGACGAGCCCUGGUACAACCAGAAGACGCAAAAGGAGAAAGAUACCAACCUGUACCUGAAGAUGUUUACUGACUUCCUGUCGUUCAUGGUUCUGUUCAACUUCAUCAUCCCCGUGUCCAUGUACGUGACGGUGGAGAUGCAGAAGUUCCUGGGCUCCUUCUUCAUCUCCUGGGACAAGGACUUCUUUGACCCCGAGAUCCAGGAAGGGGCUCUGGUCAACACAUCCGACCUCAAUGAGGAGCUGGGACAGGUGGAGUACGUGUUCACGGACAAGACGGGCACGCUGACCCAGAACAACAUGGAGUUCAUCGAGUGCUGCAUCGACGGCUUCCAGUACAAGUACGCCGACUCGGGCACCGAGCUGGACGGCUUCUGUGUCACAGAUGGAUCCGUGAACAUUCUGCAGCAGAAGGCUGGCAGGGAGAAGGAGGAGCUGUUCCUGCGGGCUCUGUGUCUGUGCCACACGGUGCAGGUGAAGGAGGCUACGGGUCCGGGGGAUGGAGUAGCAGACGGUGUAGAGGACCAGGUGGAUGGCGUCAUGGGGCUGGAUGGAGAGACGGUCGGGCCUGCGGACCUCGGCGGCUUCAUUGCCUCCUCACCCGACGAGGUGGCACUGGUCAAGGGAGCCAUGAAGUACGGUUUCAAAUUCCUUGGUAUGGAGAGCAAGAACAUGAGAGUGAUGAACAGAAACAACGACGUUGAAACGUACGAACUGCUUCACGUGUUGAACUUUGACCCGGUGCGAAGGCGUAUGAGUGUGAUAGUCCGAACCAAAUCAGGGGACACCAUGCUGUUCUGUAAGGGGGCCGACUCCUCUAUCUUCCCCCGUGUCAGGCAGGAGGAGGUGGACAGGAUACGCAUGCACGUGGAACGCAACGCUACGGAGGGCUACCGGACACUGUGUGUAGCCUACAAGCUGCUGAGCAGGGAGGAGUAUGACCAGGCAGACACGGGGCUGAGGGAAGCCAAGCUGGCCCUGCAGGACCGAGAGGAGAAACUCAUGGCUGUCUACAACCAGGUGGAGACCGGGAUGAGCCUGAUCGGAGCUACCGCCGUGGAGGACAGGUUGCAGGAGGAGGCAGCCGAGACCAUGGAGGCCCUGCAGGGAGCAGGCAUGAAGGUGUGGGUGCUGACGGGGGACAAGAUGGAGACGGCCAAGUCCACGUGCUACGCCUGCCGGCUGUUCCAGAGGAGCACAGAGCUGCUGGAGCUGACGGUGCGAACCCUGGUGGACCUGGGGAGGAAGAGAGAGGAGCGCCUGCACGAGCUGCUGCUAGACUACCACAAGAGGGCAGUACAGGACGCUCCACCGAUCAAGGCUGGGGUCACCAGGAGCUGGUCUUCAGCGAACCAAGACUACGGCUUCAUCAUAGACGGAGCCACUCUGUCCUUGGUGCUUAACUCCUCUCCUGACUCCAACUCCAGCUGCUACAAGAGUCUCUUCCUCCAGAUCUGUCAGAACUGUACCACUGUGCUGUGCUGCCGCAUGGCUCCCCUACAGAAGGCCCAGAUAGUAAAGAUGGUGAAGAACUGUAAAGGCAGCCCCAUCACCCUCUCCAUCGGAGAUGGGGCCAACGAUGUCAGUAUGAUCCUGGAGGCACACGUUGGCAUCGGUAUAAAGGGUAGGGAGGGUCGUCAGGCAGUGAGGAACAGUGACUAUGCCAUCCCUAAGCUCAAGCACCUGAAGAAACUGUUACUGGGACACGGGCACCUCUACUACGUUCGUAUUGCCCACCUGGUGCAAUACUUCUUCUACAAGAACCUCUGCUUCAUCUUACCUCAGUUCUUGUACCAGUUUUUCUGUGGAUACUCCCAGCAACCUCUCUACGACGCAGCCUAUCUGACGAUGUACAACAUCUGUUUCACCUCAAUGCCUAUCCUGGCCAACAGCCUCUUGGAGCAGCACAUCUGUAUGGAGGUCCUGAUGGACAACGCCGCCCUCUACAGGGACGUAGCAAAGAAUGCCAUGUUGGGUUGGGGGCCCUUCCUGUACUGGACACUACUGGGGGUCUACCAGGGCCUCUUAUUUUUCUUCGGGGUCCGCUUUCUCUUUAGUAACCCCGCCCUGCAGGAUAAUGGCCAGGUGUUUGGGAAUUGGUCGUACGGAACGAUUGUUUUUACUGUCCUCGUUUUCACUGUGACGCUGAAGCUGGCUAUGGACACUCGCCAUUGGACGUGGAUCAAUCACUUUGUCAUCUGGGGCUCGCUGGCCUUCUACAUGUUCUUCAGCUUCUUCUGGGGUGGGAUCAUAUGGCCUUUCCUUCGGCAGCAGCGUCUCUACUUUGUGUUUGCUAAUAUGCUGAGCUCUGUGUCAGCCUGGCUGAUCAUCAUCCUGCUCAUCCUGCUGAGCCUGCUGCCUGAGAUCCUGCUGCUGGUCCUCCGAAAGCCCCGCGGGCCCCACUCACGACAGAUCGCUGCUGUCACGCCCUUGUCCUACAAGCACCUGAUCGGGCAGGAGUGAAGGGCAGAAAGGAGGGUUAACUAUACUGCGGCCAAUGUCUUUCAGGCCCCCAUGGCAGUCAAGCUGGCUGCCAGCACUUUUGCCUGAUCUAAAAAGAAAAUGGAAAUUGACAAAAAGAAAAUAGAAAAGAUGCUAGAAGAGCCAGGGAUGGACUCCUGUCACCCUCUUCCUGUUUCCCUCUGCAUGUCUGCAGAGUACUGCACCACUGGCCCACGCAGCACAGGCCGUUUUUUACAACAGCUUUACUGCACUAUUCAGACAGGAGGCAUGAGUUUCCGCAGUUUCUUUUUCUUUCUUAAAACAUCUAAAUGAAUGCGUACACGGCUGCCUUGUCAGUAGUACUACUAUGAUCUGCUGUGUUCUAACAUGCAGCCACACCUCCACGGACCCAGAAUGAUUCAUCUGCAUGAAACGAAGGAGGCUCCAUGAAUGCCACAUUCCACUUGUUAUUACUUGUGUGUUUAGGUCAAGGUUUGUUAAAACAAAAAUGUUACUUAACUUUCUGAAACAGAUUCCACAGUUCCAGGCCCAAAUAGUUUGUACAGUACCAGUCAAGUUUUAGAACACCUUCUCAUUCAAGGGCUUCUCUUUUCUUUCUGUUGUUUUCUACGUUGUAGAAUAAUUGUGAAGAUGUCAAAAUUCUGAAAUAACACACAUGGAAUCAUGUAGUAACCAAAAAACUGUUAAAAAAAUCAAGAUCUAUUUGAUAUUCUUCAAAGUAGCCACCCUUUGCCUUGAUGACAGCUUUCCACACUCUUGGCAUUCUCUCAACCAGCUUUGUAAGGAAUGCUUUUCCAAAAAUCUUGAAUGAGUUCCUACGUAUGCUGAGCACUUGUUGGUUGCUUUUCCUUCACUCUGCGUGCGGUCCAAUUCGUCCCAAACCGUCUCAAUUGGGUUGAGGUUGAGUGAUUGUGGACGCCAGGUCAUCUGAUGCAGCACUCCAUCACUCUCCUUGGUCAAAUAGCCCUUACACAGCCUGGAGGUUGAAAAACAAAUGAUACGUCCCAAUAUACGCAAACCAGGUGGGAUGGUGUAUCGCUGCAGAAUGCUGCGGUAGCCAUGCUGGUUAAGUGUGCCUUGAAUUCUAAAUAAAUCACAGAACAUGUCACCAGCAAAGCACCAUCACACCUCUUCCAAGCUUCAUGGUGGCAACCACACAUGUGGAGAUCAUCCAUUCACCUAGGUUGGAACCAAAAAUCUCAAAUUUGGACUCAUCAGACCAAAGGACAGAUUUCUGCGGUCUAAUGUCAAUUGCUCGUGUUUUUUGGCCCAAGCAGGUCUCUUCUUAUUGGUGUCCUUUAAUAGUGGUUACUUUGCAGCAAUUCGACCAUGAAGGCCUGAUUCACGCAAUCUCCUCUGAACAGUUGAUGUUGAUGUGUCUUACUUGAACCCUGAAGCAUUUAUUUGGGCCCUCAUUUGAGGUGCAGUUAACUCUAAUGAACGUAUCCUCUGCAGCAGAGGUAACUCUGGGUCUUUCUUUAUUGUGGUGGUCCUCAUGACAGCCAGUUUCAUCAUAGCUCUUGGUGGUUUUUGCGACUGCACUUGAAGAAACUUUCAAAGUUCUUGACAUUUUCUGGAUUGACUGACCUUCAUGUCUUAAAGUGAUGAUGGACUGUUGUUUCUCUUUGCUUAUUUGAGCUGUUCUUGCCAUAAUAUGGACUUGGUCUUUUACCAAAUAGGGCUAUCUUCUGUUUCCAACACCUACCUUGUCACGACACAACUGAUUGGCUCAAACACAUUAAGAAGGAAAGAAAUUCCAUAAAUUAACGUUUAACAAGGCACAGAUUGUUAAUUGAAAUGCAUUCCAAGUGACUACCUCAUGAUGGCAAAGGGUGGCUACUUUGAAGAAUAUAAAAUUAAUUUUGAUGUAACUUUUUUUGGUUACUAUGUUAUUUCAUGUGUUAUUUCAUAGUUUUGAUGGGUUCACUAUUAUUCUAGAAAGUAGAAAAUGGUAAGAAAUAAAGAAAAACCCUUGAAUGAGUUGGUGUCUAAACUUUUGACUGGUACUGUAAGUUACAUGAUUCCAGUCCAGGGAUCAAGAAAGCAUGUUCGCUCAAUACAGACGACGCUGCACACGAGUUACUGAAUAUCUUAAACAAAAUGGGAGGGUUUAGAGGCACAGCCCCCUACUGGGUUAAGGGAGGGUUUAGAGACACACCCCUACUGGGUUAAGGGAGGGUUUAGAGGCACAGCCCCCUACUGGGUUAAGGGAGGGUUUAGAGGCACAGCCCCCUACUGGGUUAAGGGAGGGUUUAGAGGCACAGCCCCCUACUGGUUUAAUUCUCCAUUUUCCCAUCUUCCCAAAAAGUGUAUGUGAGUUAAUCAAAAUGACCGGUAAUGACUUGUGCUUGCCAACGUUUCUACCAGGUUCCGUGUCUGGAGCGUGACAUGUAUCUUCCAAGCAGAAGGCCGGUGAUAAUAUAAGAAAAUCCCUAUUUGGAUUGUGUAAAUUAUUACAUGUGCUGUAGCUAUAGAUCUGAACCUGUUUGAAUGCCUCGUGCUUGAAGCCAAAAAUGUAUCUGACCUGGGGGGAUGCAUGUCAUGCCCAGCACCGUCCAAAUAUUGCAAAAUAUGUUGCAGAGUGUGAGCAAGUUGUUUAUGUGUGAAUGUGUUUCUCAUACAUUGGUUACCCAGCUGUACUGGAUGGGAUCCAUGGCCUAAAAAGCAACCUGUGUGUUUCAUUGAGACACAUACAGUGUUUUCAUAGGAAUACCUGUAGCUUCCCUGUAGAUUAGCACGUGGUUGUCAUGACCUGUCCUCUAAAGGACAUCAGGAGUUCUGAGGAUUUUCCUUUGGGCACGCGGUCAGAAAGGCACAUUUUGUCAUAUGCCUAAACACACGCAUGAUGCGCACACACCUCCGCAUUCACUAAUACGCACAUGCACUAAAGGCCUAAAAUGAGGUAUCUAUGUCCCAUUACCACUUAGUGUUUGUCAAAGGUAACGAUCCCAACUCCAGACUUGCUCAUCAGGUAAUGUGACCACCUGCUGACCUUACAUCAACAUCCAUAUCUAUUUAGGAUAUCUGAGAAGGGUUUCUUACUGACCUCUGGUGUUAGUGCUUCAUACAUUCCGUUUCUACAUGCCAUGAUUUGAAUCACUUUUAGAUACUACGGGAGGAUUUUGGUUUUGGAACGUGUAAGAAUCUAUUUGACAUAUUUAUUGUUCUGUGUAAUUUUACCCACAAAUGUUAUAUUUUUAUUACGUAUUCGUUUUAUUGUGCAAUUUCAGUAUGCCUGCGUUACUUCAGAUGAGAUGUGUGCCCCUGUGCCAACCCGUAUGUCCUACCUUACACCAUAUCCUGUUCCCUCCACCGUUCUGGUCGCAGGUCAGAUUACAGAGCACUGGUUAGAGGUCAAUCAAGCCAUAUCUAGGCUUUGAAUGGAGCUUCAGGUAUUUCUGGCACAGAGGGGUAUGUCUUGUCCUUUAAAAAAAUGCCAUAACUAUCAAAUAUUUGAUAAUGAUGGCUGUAGUUCCUAAGUUCAGUAGCUUCAGUUCAGAUGGACUUCAUUCCAGAUCCUUAGUGGUUGGAGAUACUGUAACAUCUACAUGCUGGCUGUACAUGAUACUGAGCAUAUGCAACCUGGUGUCCCCUCCAUGCCAAAUGUGAUUUACCAUACUUUCAUAUGGGUGAAAUGUAUAUAUUUUUCUUGACUUCAAGGGUCUGGAGUGCCCAGAGGGUUGUGUACACCAGAUGGAGAUAUUACGGAGGACUCUAUGUAACGUUUCCUUUUGAAACACUAAAGCUAUCAGGGGGCUGAGUAUGGGCUGUGCUCAGACUAGCGUGGAGAUACCGCUGGACUCUCACCUGCCUGGGCUGUGUGCUAGGUCGGGGUAGGAGUAGGACUUACUAUAUGAGGGGGGUUGGGGGGGGCAUUACAGAUGCUGUUUUCAAAAGCUUACAAAAUGUAUUGGUUUCUCGUGUUUUGCCUGACCAAAAAAAAAAAAAGAAUGAUUGUAUUUUUAAUGCAAUCCUUUUUCCAGCCAUUUUUGUAAGAAUAAUCGAAACGUCCCAAAAAAAAAAAGCACGAGCGGCUGGAUGAAUGUGGAGAAUGGCCCUGGGGUGGGGUGCCGUGGGGUGAUGGGCACAAAAUGGGCACCUCACCCUGGCCCCAGGACCACCCCAUGUCUGGCCCCAGGACCACCCCACAUCUGGCCCCUGGGGCUCCAGCCUUGGCACUCUGAACCUCCGACCUGAAUGUAGCACUUUAAGACCAGUUUGUUCAACACAGUUUUUCUGUAAUAAAUCACAAUAUUAUGAA